Molecule: messenger RNA, 1497 nt
Organism: Pistacia vera
Lineage: Eukaryota; Viridiplantae; Streptophyta; Magnoliopsida; Sapindales; Anacardiaceae
Product: probable polygalacturonase
Exons: 6
Coding region: 1-1497 (498 amino acids)
Biological process (GO): carbohydrate metabolic process
Molecular function (GO): polygalacturonase activity
Source: RefSeq, a predicted model, not a curated record
AUGGUCAGAUUGAGAAACACCGGGAACCGGCCCCUUGACCAGGUCAAGGGGUGGGCCGGGUUUAAAACAUUGCUUACAACUAAGAAUAGUCAAAAUCCUCCAUUUAAGAUUACUGCGAUUGUCUCAAGCAUUUUGAUAUUGGAACUGCUAAGUUUACGGGUAGAAGGCAGUAGCCAAGUGGAGUACCCCAUCUCAUAUCCUGCGAUAAAUUGUCGCAAACACUCUGCAGUGUUGACUGAUUUUGGAGGUGUUGGUGAUGGAAAAACUUCAAAUACCAAGGCGUUUAAUUCAGCAAUUGCCAAUCUAAGCCAAUUUGCAUCAGACGGUGGAGCUCAACUUAUUGUUCCUCCAGGAAAAUGGCUAACUGGCAGUUUUAAUCUCACUAGUCAUUUCACUUUAUAUAUUCAUAAGGAUGCAGUUCUUCUUGCAUCUCAGGAUGAAGCAGAAUGGCCUCAUCUUGCGGUGUUGCCAUCUUAUGGAAGAGGAAGAGAUGGACCUGGUGGAAGAUUUAGCAGCCUUAUUUUUGGGACAAAUUUAACUGACGUUGUUGUCACAGGUGGCAAUGGUACGAUAGAUGGUCAAGGUGCACCUUGGUGGAUCAAAUACCGUAGCAACCAAUUAAACAUCACUCGACCCUAUCUUAUUGAAAUCAUGUACUCUAAUCACGUCCAGAUAUCCAAUAUAACUUUAAUUAAUUCUCCAUCAUGGAACGUUCAUCCUAUAUACUGCAGCAAUGUGCUUGUCCAAGGCCUCACUAUUCUUGCGCCAAUUGAUUCUCCUAAUACAGAUGGGAUAAACCCAGAUUCAUGUACAAACACCAUAAUUGAAGAUUGUUACAUAGUCUCAGGGGAUGACUGCAUUGCAGUUAAAAGUGGAUGGGAUCAAUAUGGAACCAAAUUUGGAAUGCCAACGAAACACUUGAUCAUCAGAAGGCUAACCUGCAUUUCACCGGAUAGUGCUACCAUAGCACUUGGCAGUGAGAUGUCUGGUGGAAUUAAAGAUGUCCGAGCUGAAGAUAUCACAGCCAUUGACACUCAAUCUGGUGUGCGGAUUAAAACUGCUAUUGGAAGAGGAGGUUAUGUGAAAGAUAUAUAUGUUAGGAGAAUGACCAUGAAGACUAUGAAGUAUGUCUUUUGGAUGACAGGUUCUUAUGGUUCACACCCAGACCCGAGCUUUGACCCAAAAGCACUUCCCGAAAUUACAGGAAUAAACUAUAGAGACAUCGUGGCUGAAAAUGUCACAUAUUCAGCGAGACUUGAUGGAAUUCAAAAUGACCCCUUUACUGGAAUUUGCAUUUCUAAUGUAACGAUUGGAUUAACAGAAAAACCACAAAAACUUCAGUGGAACUGUACUGAUGUUCAAGGAUUUACAAGUCGUGUGACUCCUCCGGCCUGCAAUUUAUUACCUGAGAAAAAGGAUAAUACUGAUUGCUUUUUCCCAAAAGAUAAGUUACCCAUUGAAAACGUUGAGUUGAAGACUUGUUUCAUGAGUAAGUAG